This is a messenger RNA of Heterotrigona itama, 886 nucleotides long. NCBI's taxonomy places the organism in Eukaryota, Metazoa, Arthropoda, Insecta, Hymenoptera, Apidae. The record is from the annotation of a GenBank genome assembly.
AUGUUUAAAGAAACAAAAAUAAUAAUUAUUGGAGCUGGAGCUGCAGGUAUUGCCGCAGCGACUAGAUUAAUGAAAAAAGGGUUGGAAAACAUCAUAAUCCUUGAAGGAAAAGAUCGAAUCGGUGGUAGAAUAAAUACAGUCGAAUUUUGUAACGGAUAAUGUUGUGGAAUUAGGAGCACAAUGGGUUCAUGGUGAAGAAGGGAACAUUGUUUAUGAGCUUGCUUCUCCACAUAAGUUAUUGAAUUCCUCAAAAUGUUUUAAUGAGUACGAUAAACAUGUAUUUGUUACUGCAAAAGGAGAAAUGCUCUCAAAGAAAGAAUCUGUAGAAAUCUUUAAAAUUUAUUAUGAUAUUUCUGAAAAUAUAUCAGAUGAUAUAUAUAAUUCAGAAUCAUAUGGGGAAUAUUUUAUAAAUAAAUUUAAUAAAAUAUUUGAUGAAAAUCCGUUUACUAGUCGCGAUAAAGCUGAACAGUUACUAGAUUGGAUGCAUAAAUUUGAUAAUUCCAUUCAGUGUAGCGAUUCAUGGUUUGAUGUUUCUGCAAAAGAAAUUAAUAAUUAUUGGACUUGUGAUGGAGAUCAUGUACUUAAUUGGAAGGAUCGCGGCUACAAAACAUUAUUUGAUUUACUAUUUCAAAAAAUAUCAAACGCAGAAAGUAAUCUGCCAAUAAUGGAAAAAAUAGAAUUUAAUAAAGAUGUUGAUAAUAUUGAUUAUACCUCGAAUAAUAAUAUAAUUGUAAAAACUAAAGAUGGUUCAAAAUAUAUAGCAUCUCAUGUUAUAUUUACUCCAUCUCUUGGUGUUUUGAAAGAGAAACAUGCCACAAUGUUUACUCCACUUUUGUCUGAAAAGAAACAACACGCAAUAAAGGCAAGGUUUAAUAGUAAUAAAUAA